AUGCCCCCCAAAUCUUUGCUUGUCGCCUCCGCCCAGGCCAUGGCCGCGUCCAAGAGGAAGGCGCCAGCGGGCGGUCGCAGGAAGAUGACUUUGGCGCAGGAGGAGGCCUCAAAGAGGCCAGAGGACAUCGCGCGCGUUGUGAACCGCAACAUCCUGCGCAUGUUCGGCAACGCGAUACCGCCCGCCGCAGUGGGCGUCGUGCAGGUCAAUGGGGUGACCAUGUGCCGGAAGAUGAUCCAAGACAGGACUGCGCUGCUUGCUGCGGGCAAGGUCCGGGCGGAUCCAGAGUAUUUCGGUGACAUCAAGCGGAUGUACAUGGCUGCGCUGUCAGGCCAGACGCUCGCGGUGCCCGCGAACCCUAGCCGGGAGCUCCACGACGGCCUGGCGGAGGCCAUCGCUGUUGCGCGAGCGCGGCAGCGUCGGGAUCGCAAGAAGGAGCCCCUCAUCCAUUGGUUGCGCCAGCGGCGCACGAAGCUGAACCAGAAGUCCGUGGUGAAGAUCGUGGACCUUCUCGUGGAGCUGCAGGUCGCUGGCUGCCCCAAGUUCGGGGGCCUCGUGGUGCAGGUCUUCUCCGCGUUCGAACGUUUGAAGAUGUUGGAGGACUACAAGAAGGAGCUCGGCGUCGCCAUGCCAGGGUUGGAGGAGGGCUUGAAAUCGCUCUUCGCCGAGGAGUCGAGAAAGGACACGGAGUACGACGUCUCCAUCUUCUGGAAUAAGUACAGGACGACGGCGGGCACGUUCCUGGAUCCAGCCAUGGUGGAUUCGGUUUUGUCGGAGGAGGAUAGCUGGGAGAACGUGACCUCCCAACUCAGCGCCCUUUCGACUGGGUCCAAGCUCGGCGCCGAGUUGUUCCUCGACUUCUGCCCCGAGGUCGUGGCGGCGCACGCAUGCGGCUACAUGAAGGACCAGGCCGCCGUCUUUGCCGCCUCGGACAAGCCGGUGAACCCCGAUGCGCUGGGGGAGCUCUCGGAUGGCAUGCUGGCGGAGGCAAGCCGGCUCAAGAUAGACAAGAUGGUCACCGUGGGGAAGGACUACGAGAUCCCGUUCAUGGAUUCGGUUGCCACGUUGAAGUGCGACACCAGCGUUGACCUCGCUCACCGCCACGUCCAGGCCAUGGUGAAGACGCUGGCAGUCAAGCACGGCAAGUUGGAUUUGAUGUCCAUUGAGCAGGAGAUCCGCGGUCAGCAGGCCAUCGUCCAGACCACGCGGGAGUUCGCCGAAUCCGUUCUGAAGCCGUUCAGAGACGCGCGGAAGGAGAUGUACAGGGUGUCGAAAACAGCGGUCUUCAAUGAGCCUGGCGACGUCCCGGACUUCAUGGAGUCUAAGAGGGGGCUCUGGGAGAACACCGACGAGACGUUCGAUCUCGAGGUGGCCUACAUGAGGAAAUUGGCUGGCACGGAGGGCGGCGCCUUCCUCGUGACGCAGGCCAUCGACGAGCUUCCCGACGGCACGAAGGUGCUGAAGUUCGGGGACUGUCUGCUGAAGCUGCGGGCUCUGACUGGGACGAGGGCCUGGCAGUUCGCGAGCCCCACGUCGCAGGGCGUCGUCAACAGCCUGGUCGCCAUGAUCGCGAAGAUGGAGCGCGGCGAGGGCCCCUGCGCUGCGGAGUUCCCGGCAAACACCCCGAUGGGGCAGGCGGGCCAGCGCGUGGCUAACUUCUGCGCUGCCAAGAAGUCAGAAGAGGUCGAUGGCGUCGCUACGGAGACCCAGGUCUACGGCAUGGAGGCGCUCACGCUUCGCAUCAACGAGGCCAAGAAGGCAGUGGACGAGAAGACCUUGAAGGACCUCGGCCCUGUGACUGCAUGCCAGGUUUACCGGUGGCUGCUGAGCUCGGAGAAGGCCCAGGAGCUCGACGUGAUUUCUCGGAAGGCUUACGAGCUUGUGACUAAGGGCGCCGCGGCCGCGAGCCAGGGCGAGAAGAAAGCUGGCGCGGCGGUGGAACACAUGGUGGCAGCGCAUACUUCUGCGAAGGCGGCGAAGGCCUUGAAGAAGGCCGCUGCGAAGCCUGCGCCCGCCAAGCCAGCCAAGAAGAAGGCCAAGAAGUCAUGA
This is a messenger RNA of Prorocentrum cordatum, 2049 nucleotides long. Lineage: Eukaryota; Dinophyceae; Prorocentrales; Prorocentraceae. The record is from the annotation of a GenBank genome assembly.